This is a messenger RNA of Tyto alba (common barn owl), 2968 nucleotides long. It is a transcript of the gene RRP7A, whose product is annotated as ribosomal RNA processing 7 homolog A. The record is from RefSeq and is a predicted model, not a curated record. Gene Ontology annotation, cellular component: CURI complex; UTP-C complex. The coding region runs from base 1672 to 2499 and encodes 275 amino acids. NCBI's taxonomy places the organism in Eukaryota, Metazoa, Chordata, Aves, Strigiformes, Tytonidae. Gene Ontology annotation, molecular function: nucleic acid binding. The transcript has 7 exons. Gene Ontology annotation, biological process: rRNA processing; ribosomal small subunit assembly.
UGCUGAAGAACAAACGAGGAGUAUGUGGGUUGAGAGAAUUGAGGCUCAUAAACCUUUUAAUCUGGAUCUUUGAAAUUACUAGCUGAUUCUUGCUGCUAAGUGUAAACAGUUUGUGUCCCUACCUAGUUCCAAUUCUGGUGUCACAGAAAAGAAAAAGGACCUUUGUGUUAUUGACAGGCUAGUAAUUUAAAAAGUGAUUUUAUUAAAAAAACAGCUGUGAAAUCAGGAUACCUGUUCUAGGUAAAGUACUUUCAUUAUCAGCUAGAUAGAAAGCUGUGGAAAUGUGAAGACACGUGUAUUGUGAGUGCAUAUCUUGUCUCUUCUGAAAGAAUGGGGAGAUGCAAGUAUUUUUUUAUUAAUAGAUUCAUGUCCAUUCCAAAAGCCAAAUAGCAAGAUGGACUUUUGUAACUUGCUGUUAAAUUGUGCAUUGUGUUUAGGUUAUUUGUGAGUAAUUAUGAUGACAUUAACGUACUUCAUUGUAAGAACUAGUGAUCUGCUCUAUAGCUCUGUCUAUGGCAGUAUUUUUUAAUUUUUUUUUUUAAAUCAGUAAAGUCAGUGAUGGUCUGAACACCACACCAUGAUUUGUCUUACAGCAAUGUCUUGGUGUGCAUUGCUCUUCCUGUACUCAGUCAGCUCUCUAAAGUUAUCUUAGUCUUCUAAUUACUUCAUGGUGUAGUUUCUUUCCUUGGGCACUGAGAGUAACCAGUUAUUCCUAGUCUUUUGCAAGUAGUUCACCUUGCAGCUCUCCAGUUUCUCCUGGCUGUCCUGCAGUUCUCAUGCUAACCUUGUCUGCACUCCUCUGAGCUCACCUACCACCUUCUGAUCUUACAUCUGUGCAUAUUUGCCCUCAUGCAGCGUGGGUUUUGGGGUUUUUUUGUGUUUUUUUGUUUGUUUGUUUGUUUGUUUGUUUUCCCUGGGCUGCUAGAGAUUAUACACUUGCAUAUGAAAUAUUGAUUGCUUGCAUUAAUUUAAUAUGGCUGGCCAGGACAGGUGGUAGCUAAUUUGUGAUAGCAUUUGUUUCUUUUUCCUUUGCAUUUUCAAAACCAUGAUGACUUCUGAAAUGAUGCCACAAUUUGCAAGUUUGUCUGGUAUAUUUUCAUGGUUUUUGCAUGUACCACUUCUGAUAAUGUUCAUUAACUUGGAUAUUUGGUUGAGUCAGUUCUCCAUAUAAUUGCUUACUUUCACUCAUCUUUUUUCACCUUAUACAUUCAUCUUGCUUCAGUAUCUUUAUUUUUGGAGUGGUUCUGUCUUCCGUUCAGUCAUAAAUACAAGUUCCUCUGUAAAAGUUAUCCUUUUUUCUUUUCCUAAUUAACAAGAGUCUUUAAAAACAGUUGUUCUUACAGUUGUCUUUGAAUGUUUUUACAUAUAUUGAAGAUUGAUUUCUUUCAUUGGCCUUGCCAGGAUUAAGCACACUGCCUGUAUUUUACACUGUUCAGGUCUUCAUUUUCAGGACUGCUACAAUUAUGAUGGCGUUAAAUGAGCCUUCUUACAGAGCAUCCUCUAAGGUGCUCUGGGUGGGGAAACCCUUUUGUUUGUCUCUCGGCCCCCCCCGCCAAAAGGCGCCGCCCGGGCUGAGGGACCCGCCGCUGCCGCCAUUAGCGGCGCCGCGUCGGCGUGGGGAACUACAACUCCCGGCGGCCCCUGCGCCCCGCGGCUUUCCGCCGAGCUAAGAUGGCGGCCGCCGAGGAGCGUGUGGCGGGAGCGGCGCCGCCGGGCUACACGGCUCUGGCGGUGAAGUUCGGGGCGCGGCAGCGCUCGCCCCACUACUUGUUGGUGAAGGAGCACCAGGUGCGGGAAGGGGCCGGCACCGCGCACCCGCCUCGCCGCACCCUCUUCGUCCUCAACGUUCCCCCGUACUGCAGCCCGGGUGCUCUGUCUAGGUUGUUCACCCGCUGCGGGCGCGUCCAGUUUGUGGACAUCUGUGACAAGCCAGGGCCGGCUGAGAAAAAAGAAAAACUGACGUCCAAGUUCUUCAACUGCAAACCUGUAACGGGAUUUCAUGUAGCAUAUGUGGUGUUCAGGAAACCAGCUGGUGUCCAGGCAGCCAAGGCCCUGUCACAGGAAGGUCCCUUGCUGGUAUCAACAGAGAGUCACCCUGUGAAAACUGGCAUUAGCAAGUGGAUCGCCAACUAUGCUGCCUCAGUCGUGGAUCAGGAGGAGCUGAAGGCUGAGGUGGAUGCCUACAUGCAAGACUAUGACAAAAAGAUAGCAGAGGAAGAAGCCAAAGCGGCCCAGGAGGAGGGUGUUCCAGAUGAGGAGGGCUGGGUGAAGGUAACACGAAAGGGCCGGAAGCCCGGCCUGCCCCGGACUGAGGCUGCCAACCUGCGGGUGCUAGAGAAGGAGAAACAGAAAAGGGCCCGCAAAGAGCUGCUCAACUUCUAUGCCUGGCAGCAUCGCGAGACCAAGAGAGAGCACAUCGCCCAGUUGAGGAGGAAAUUUGAGGAGGACAAGCAGAGAAUCGCGCUGAUGCGAGCCCAGCGCAAGUUUCGGCCGUACUAAGCUGCGCUGAGCUAUUCCUUGGAUGCCUGUGCUGAAGAGGGCAGGAGAGAUGCCUAUGGACUCCACCUGCCAAAGGAUUUAAAGGAAUUGAGGCAGCUUCAGGUUUUCCCUGCCCUUGGAUCUGAAACGGAAGAUCCCAGCAACUGCCACUGGAAGGGGAGUUUCCUUCAUUUGCACCAGUGUCCUCCUGCUCUCCUGGCCACCGUUGGGCCCCAUGGCACCACUUCCCAGGGUGCUCAGGUCAAGGGGCUGAGGCGUUUCCUGUGACAACCUGCAUCUCCCUGCCACCCAAAGUUGUUCUAAAGCUGGGAUUGACCUACCACAGCCUCUGCAGGUGCAGGGAAUGGCUGAAGAACUGUAAACAAACUGCUGUGUUCUCAAACCAUGAGAAUACCUCUCUCUUCCCCUGGGUCUGCUGUGAGGGACAGCUUCUGCUGUGCUGGGGUGGCAAUAAAAGGCACGGUUUGUA